Molecule: messenger RNA, 732 nt
Organism: Porites evermanni
Lineage: Eukaryota; Metazoa; Cnidaria; Anthozoa; Scleractinia; Poritidae
Source: the annotation of a GenBank genome assembly
AUGAAACCUCUCGAAUACCCGUAUCGGUCACCAGUGAUGUUCAAAAGAGCUUUGGUACUUUCGUGGCUGUUUCCAAUAAUCUACUCUCUACUUCCGCUGUUAUGGAACACCGAUCCGACGCGAGGUAUUCAUAAGGCGUACAUCAUAUGUUUACAGUUCUUUGGUAUUGUUGUUCCAUAUAUCUUCAUUACCUUUGCCUAUGUGAGAAUUUUCAGACAAGUCCGAGGCAGCCUAGCAAUGAUGAAAGACUUUCGAAUUGAUCCACUUCGAAGGACCAAGAACGACAUUGAUCCACUUCGAAGGAACAAGAACGACAUUGAUCCUCCUCGAAGGACCAAGAACGACAUUGAUCCACCUCGAAGGACCAAAAACGACAUUGAUCCUCCUCGAAGGACCAAGAACGACAAGAGAAGCACUUCAUCAGAAGUCCAAGUUGCCAAAGUGUUUUGCAUAAUUUCGGUAGCUUUUAUCCUCUGUUGGUUACCGAUUAUCUAUAUUACAACUGCCAGUACUAUAUUGAAUCGUCUUGAUAUUGUCCCUCAAGCUCUGGUGACCGUUUCAUUUUUCACCAUAGUGAUCAGCUCACUUGUAAACCCUCUCAUUUACGCUUUUCUUAAGCCAGACUUUAAGUUGGCUAUUCGGACUGUAUUUUCGAGGAGAACUCGCGCGCAAUCGCGUGAGUCCUCUUCUGGAGUAAACUUGGUAUUAAAGAAAAGCGAAGAAGGAUCUUGA